GCUCAUCUGUCCACUAGAUGGCGCUGUAGGGUUGUGGGGGGAGUUUGCUCUUGGCACAGUUUUUAGACGUUAGCUUCAUCUUUGCUCUGCUGGCCCUGGGAUUGAAAAGAGAGGAAUUAAACCUGUCUGUCAAAUAUGGCGGUGAACACAAGCACGUCCCUGGUGUUGUCCAGUCUGCUGUCAGUGCUGGUGUUUGCAGGAAUGCAGAUGUUCAGUCGGCAGCUGGCCUCUUCAGAAUGGCUGACUAUCCUGGGGGGCUUCCUGGGAUCUGUGCUGUUUGUCUGCUCUCUUACUGCUUUCGGUAACCUGGAGAACCUUGUCUUUGGCAAAGGCUUUCAAGCCAAAAUCUUCCCAGAGAUUGUCUCGUGCCUGUGCCUCUCUCUGUUCGCAUCUGGUUUGGUGCAUCGUGUGUGUGUGACAACAUGCCUGAUCUUCUCUGUCCUUGCACUUUACUACAUCAACAAAGUGUCAGCCGCUCUUUACCAGGCUGCACCUGCUCCAACUCCUGCCAAACCCACCAGCAAGGGCAAAAGGAAGAACUGAAGUGCUUAACUCAUCCUGUUAUUAUCACAAUCACCCAUUCAGCUUCCAGAUCGCAGUAUGCUGAAGCGACAAAAUCUGAUGUUUGCCAACAGAAGACCUUUUUUUAUCCAUUCCAUUCACACUGGAAGAUAACUAAACACAUUUGCUCAUACCAGAUUUUUGGUUCUGUUUACAAUGUUUUGUUUAAGGGGUUUAUUAUUAAAAGUUAAUGAAAGAA
Messenger RNA from Cyprinus carpio (common carp), 760 nucleotides. RefSeq names its product keratinocyte associated protein 2 (gene krtcap2). NCBI's taxonomy places the organism in Eukaryota, Metazoa, Chordata, Actinopteri, Cypriniformes, Cyprinidae. The record is from RefSeq and is a predicted model, not a curated record.